CACUUCCUGUUUUUCUUGCGAAAUUUUACGAAAAUUUUGGAAAUGUUUCUUCGGUUUUCCCGACUAUAUAUGUUAUAAAAGCCGGUUGCCGGUACAUGGAUAUAUGUAGUUGAAGUACUCCUAACGACCAUUUCGAAGAAUCGCAGAACAACUUCAAGGAAGAUGGCGAGUAAGCGGACCAACACGACAGCCACUGCCCGGCUACGACAGGACUAUGUUCGUAUCAUGAAGGAUCCCGUCCCAUACAUCACGGCAGAACCUCUGCCAUCAAAUAUCCUGGAGUGGCACUACGUCGUCAGUGGCCCAGAGAACUCGCCAUACGAGGGUGGUCUUUACCACGGGAAGCUUGUCUUCCCCCGAGAGUUUCCUUUCAAACCUCCGAGUAUCUAUAUGGUAACACCGAAUGGAAGGUUCAAAUGUAACACUCGGCUCUGUCUCUCGAUCAGUGAUUUCCACCCAGAUACCUGGAACCCGGCCUGGUCCGUGUCAACCAUCCUCACUGGUUUACUCAGCUUCAUGCUUGAAAAAAGUCCCACUCUAGGAAGUAUCGAGACGUCUGAUUAUACAAAAAGACAAUUGGCAACCCAAAGUCUGGAAUACAACUUGAGAAAUAAAACAUUCUAUGAACUAUUCCCAACCAUAGUGGAGGAUAUUAAAAAAGUUCUGGCGCAGCGGAAAGCAGAAUUAGUUGCUGCUGUCGGAAGGAACAGUCAAGCGGGAUUGAACCGGAAUACCAAUGGAUCCAGCCAGAUUCAGGAGGGGAUUCCACAACCCCAGGGCUUCAUGGCCAGCACGUUAACAAACAUCAUUGUGAUCGCGGGCUUUGCGGCAUUCGCUUGGUCUGUCAAGUAUGUUUUGAAAAGUAUAGUUGAAUGAGGUAGGACCCGGGAGUGAGAAAUGGACUAGACUGAAAUUGAGUGAUAUAUUGACUGGACUAAUGUCGGGCGAAAUAUAACCUGGCCUACAGUGGGGGGGUAAUAUAAACUUGGCUUUAGUCGAUUGAUACAGAGUGAACGAUAGUCGAGUGAUUACAGACCAAACGAUAGUCUAAUCUGAUACAGACUGGACUAAUGUGUGGAUUUUAUAUAAAUUUAUUUGUUAUUAAAAGUCUCUAAGAAUAUCUUUGGUGCAAAGUAGGCUAUAUGCAUGUGGGGAAGGUUUGUGUUCUUAUCUAGCUUGGACUAAUGUGGAAGUAGCGUGGUCUUAUUAUUCUGAACAGAUCGCGAAACAUUGUUAUUAUAUUCCGUGCCUGUUCUCUUGGGGAGUAACUUGCUUUUACUGCGGUGUAUUGGUUUUUCUCUAAGGAGGGUACAGGCUGGGUUCGAGACAGAAAUUGAUGCCUGCCUUUGCCACUUGGCAGGCAUGGAAGUUGCAAUGACGUAGACCUUCCUUCUCAUAACAGUACGGCCACAUUUAACUUUUACAUGAUUUAUCUUAAGUUGUAUAGGCAAUGCUGUACUUUAAAAACAAGAUAACGGCCGCAAAGAGAUUUCAUAUUCUCAAUGAAAAAUAAUGAAAAAAAUUCUUUUUGAAAAUAUUUUGAAGGGGUUGGGAUUUCAUUUUGCUUGUAUUCUCACCGUGUUUUCUAAAUGGGGCGUUAUUGGCCCAAUAACCUCAGUUUGUAUGGUUGGCUUUUUUCUGUCUGUAUAUCAAAAUACUGCGGGGUUAUUGUCUGGGUCUAUGGCUGUUUGGGUGGAGGGGGCAUAUAGCUGGAGAUCCAUGGAGCUGUAAAGGGGCCAGAUGACAAUCCACUUUCAAAUUAAAUUAGGAGGGGGGUCUUGGAACUUUGGGAACUCAAAAAAUGGCUCGUCUCCAUUGAUCAUGUAAAGGGGGGGGGCUUAGAUAUGAUUGUUAGAUAUAUCUGCCAAACUUCUUUGAGUCACGGUCAGCCUUUGUUAUAAACAACUUCAUGUCUGUCAAAAUUUCUGUGUUUAAGUUUUCUGUAUUAGAUUAAGCGACAUCUAAUGUUAUACUCGGCGAAGUUUGACCACGCCAGUACUUUGUGUGAGAAUCUGGGAAGAGGGGUUAACACAGGGGAGUAAACAUGAAACAUGGACUCCAGUCAUUCGUUCAAAAAGGGACAAACUACUUUCAAACCUCAACAUGACCCCAGUUUCGGCCAUACCCUUGUUGACAAACUGAUUCUUGCCUCCAGGUAAACAUUCAAUCUAAUGUCCAUGCUUGCUGGUAUGGACUCCAUGUCUCUCAUUGCCUGGAUACUAGUAUGGGCCAGGCCCAGGUCAAUUUCAAACAGGUAUUGUGUCCAGGUAGGAAGUGAAAUUCAACCAUGCCACGCAAUGUACAUGUAAUUACACUUCUACCUGAGGAGGAGUCUUUGUUUGUAAACAAUGGUAUGCUCGAGACUGGCAGGUUGAAGUUGUGAACUACAUAAUCAUCUAUGACACUCUGCCCUUGUACAUAUUUAGGGAUUCUGUGUACAGAGAAAUAUGAAAGAUAAUCCCAUUUCAAUUAUGCUGAAUAUUGUAUAUUUUUAAAUGCAAGUAAAUAAACACGUUCAGUUGUUA
Messenger RNA from Lineus longissimus, 2525 nucleotides. RefSeq names its product ubiquitin-conjugating enzyme E2 J2-like. NCBI's taxonomy places the organism in Eukaryota, Metazoa, Nemertea, Pilidiophora, Heteronemertea, Lineidae. The transcript is spliced from 6 exons. The coding region runs from base 163 to 876 and encodes 237 amino acids. The record is from RefSeq and is a predicted model, not a curated record.